Messenger RNA from Triticum aestivum (bread wheat), 1694 nucleotides. Its product is annotated as serine/threonine-protein phosphatase 2A activator. NCBI's taxonomy places the organism in Eukaryota, Viridiplantae, Streptophyta, Magnoliopsida, Poales, Poaceae. Gene Ontology annotation, cellular component: cytoplasm; protein phosphatase type 2A complex; nucleus. Gene Ontology annotation, biological process: mitotic spindle organization. Gene Ontology annotation, molecular function: peptidyl-prolyl cis-trans isomerase activity; protein tyrosine phosphatase activator activity. The transcript is spliced from 2 exons. Bases 104 to 1285 code for a protein of 393 amino acids. The record is from RefSeq and is a predicted model, not a curated record.
CGCGACUCUUCUCCUCCGGCGUCAGUGCCUACCCCAAGUAUCCCCUCCUCACCGACCCAAACGAGCAGAGCUCCCCGCCCGCGAUCCCCCGCCGCCGGCAGCCAUGUCCAACCCCGAAUCGAGCCCCCAAGCCGCCGCGUCGUCCACCUCGCCUCCCUCCCACGCCGGCCACAUCCACACCCCGCUCUGCCGCUCCUGCGGCGCGCCCGCCGCGGCGCCCGCCCCAGCCCCCUGGACGGGGGAUUCCCCGCCGCCCGCCUACCGCCCCAUCCGCAUGCCGGCCAUCAACGCGCCCACCAACACCGCUGCCAUCGUCCUCUCCCCGGUCCCGCAGCCCCUGCCGGUGCCGCCCGCCUUGCCGCCCUUCGCCUUCCAGGCCCCCGCCAAGCGAAUCGCGUCCCCCGACGACAUCGCGCGCUUCAAGGACUCCACCCACGGCCGCCACUUCCUCGGCUUCGUCGCCUCGCUCUCCGCCUCCGUGCACGGCCGCAAGCUCUCCGACCCGCUCCCCUCCCCUCCCUCCCCCGCCGUCUCGGCCCUCCUCGACCUCAUCUCCGCGCUGUCCGCCUUCGUCGCCUCCACCCCGCCGUUCCCGCACAGCUCCCGCUACGGCAACCCCGCCUUCCGCCUCUGGCACGAGAAGCUCGGCAGCUCCGUCAACGAGCUGAUCGCUCCGAUCACAGCCGCCGCCGCGUCCCCCUCGGACCUCGUCGGCGCCGAGGUCGAGCUCGCGCCGUACCUCCUCGACUCCUUCGGCAACGGCACCCGCAUCGACUACGGCACGGGGCACGAGACCAACUUCGCCGCCUUCCUGUACUGCCUGGCGCGACUCGGGCUCAUCACCGACCCCGAUUACCCCGCCGUCGUGCUACGCGUGUUUGCUUCCUACCUCGACCUCAUGCGCACGCUGCAGGACACGUACCUGCUGGAGCCUGCGGGCUCGCAUGGCGUCUGGGGACUAGAUGAUUACCAUUUCCUGCCCUUUGUGUUUGGGGCUGCACAACUGAUUGAUCAUAAGUACAUGAAACCCAAGUCGAUCCACAACCCGGAUAUCUUGGAGAACUUCUCAAAGGAGUACAUGUACCUGGCGUGCGUCAUGUAUGUGAAGAAAGUGAAGAAGGGGCCCUUUGCAGAGCAUUCGCCGAUGUUGGAUGAUAUCAGCGCCGUGCCGAACUGGAAGAAGGUGAACAGUGGGUUGCUCAAGAUGUACAAGGCUGAAGUGCUUGAGAAGGUGCCCAUCAUGCAGCAUUUCCUCUUCGGCUCACUUAUCAAAUGGGAGGAUUGAAGCUGAUAACCUCUCCGCGGUGGAGGCCAGUCUCCAGGACAGACACUACACCACACCAUGCUCUGCGAGUAACGAAGUACCUACCCUCCUCUGCGAUGCAACAAAGACUGAUGCACAGCGAUGCUGCUCCAUGUCAGUACAAGACGGACCUACGGAUGUUUCACUUUCCAUCUAGGGCAAUGGGCUUCUGGCUAGGAGAUGUAUGCUUUCUGCAUGCUAGUGCAGUGCAGUGUAGUGUAGUGUGUAGUGCGUUGGUUCAUCACGCCGUUGCUGUGUUGCUCGAAUUCUGGGACCUGUCCCUAUUCACCUUGCAUUUCACGAGGACAAGCUAGUUGUACCACCUUUGAUGAAUAACGCCCUGUGUUGAGGCUUUUGAUGUAGAUUACUGGAGGGGAACAGUUUGUUGCUG